This is a messenger RNA of Geosmithia morbida, 138 nucleotides long. Its product is annotated as Protein of unknown function (DUF1242). The record is from RefSeq and is a predicted model, not a curated record. NCBI's taxonomy places the organism in Eukaryota, Fungi, Ascomycota, Sordariomycetes, Hypocreales, Bionectriaceae. Bases 1 to 138 code for a protein of 45 amino acids. Gene Ontology annotation, biological process: intracellular transport; protein secretion. The transcript has a single exon.
AUGAUGGACAGAAACAAGAAUGGCGUCACGGGUAUCUUCUGGAAGUGCGCGCGCGUGGGAGAGCGGUUGAGUCCGUAUAUUAGCAUAUGCUGCGUUGUCAUGGCUGUUCGUCAACCCCCGUCCCUCAUCCUCACCUGA